This is a messenger RNA of Exserohilum turcica Et28A, 1173 nucleotides long. RefSeq lists its product as uncharacterized. The transcript has 2 exons. The record is from RefSeq and is a predicted model, not a curated record. Gene Ontology annotation, biological process: dehydro-D-arabinono-1,4-lactone biosynthetic process. Lineage: Eukaryota; Fungi; Ascomycota; Dothideomycetes; Pleosporales; Pleosporaceae. Bases 1 to 1173 code for a protein of 390 amino acids. Gene Ontology annotation, molecular function: D-arabinose 1-dehydrogenase [NAD(P)+] activity. Gene Ontology annotation, cellular component: cytosol.
AUGCCAAUCGCCUUGGAUCCAAUCACGACAGGAAACGUCCGAGGGAAGUGGAAGCGCAAGAAUAUACACCAGCCCUCGGUCCAGGCCAUCUUUCUUAUCGUCGUCGUCGUCCAUGUCGAUAUCAAUGUGGUGGUUGUCGUGAUCGUCGUCCACACGUCAGGCCCGCGGUUCCCCCCCCCGAAAAGACGUGCUGCUGUCAAUGCCUUUGGCCCACCGGCCCGCCACGACGUCGAGUUUGUGAGCCCUGCAGAGGUCCUCGAGGCUGUCCGCGAGCUGCGCCGCAUCCGAGACGAAGAGGGCACUAUCCGCUACGUCGGCAUCUCAGGCUACCCGCUCGACGUCCUGGGCGACCUGGCCGAGCUGAUUCUGCGCGAGACGGGCGAGCCCCUCGACGCCGUCCAGUCGUAUGCCAACUUUACCCUUCAGAACCAGGAGCUCGCUGGUCCACGCGGCGUGCAGCAACUGCACAAGGCCGGCGUCGAUGUCGUUCCCAAUGCGUCCAUCCUGGGCAUGGGCCUGUUGCGGCGUCAAGGCAUACCCGUCGGCGGCCUGGGCGAUUUCCAUCCUGCGCCGUCGUCGCUGCGGGAAGCCGUGCGGCGCGCAAGCGACUUUUGCGACGCCUACGGCGAGCCCAUCGAAGUUAUCGCCCUGCGCUUUGCGCUCGAGACGUGGAUGUCGGCGGGCGCGCUAUGCGGCUCCCAGGGCGACCCGGCGUCGGGCGUGCCGUGGCAGCAUGAAUCCAUCGACGAUGUCGGCGGCUCGAAACUCGGCGUCAGCGUCAUCGGCGUAUCGUGUGCAGCGGAGCUCGAAAAGACUAUGCUCGUGUGGCGCUCCAUUCUCGACGGCCUCGACGGCGGCCAGCAGACAGCCGUCCAAGCGGGCCGCUGGUCGCGCGCGUGGGAAUGGAGCUGCAAUCGCCGGAAAGCCGUUCAAAUCCUCGCCGAGGGCGUCGAGGAGAUUCUCGGUCCUGGCUUUGGCUAUGCCUGGCCGAGCCCGGGCCCUGACUACGUUAACAAGCGCGUCAAGAAUGUCAAUCUCGCAACCCGCAUCAAGAAGACAGACGCCGUCGAGCAGCACGAGGCGCCAUGGCUCACGCCCGCUGCUAGUCCUCAGGCGCUGCCCGUCAACAUCCCAGAGCAUGUCGUCGAGGAUAAGGCGUUGCCGUUGAAGUAA